GCGGAGGGGGCGGUGCUCCUGCCGGCUGGCUCGGGAUGUGUUGGACGCCGUGGGACGCUGUGGGGUCCAGAGACCGGCUAGUGCCUGCUGGAGGGAGGCUCCUGCUGUCAUCCGGGGAGACCAUGUCCAGGUCCCCGGACUGUCUGCCGUGGCUGCUCCGGAGCACCCCGAGGCAGCGGGGCUGCACCCUGUUCAUCAUCGGCUUCAAGUUCAUGUUCCUGGUCUCCGUCAUGAUCUACUGGCACAUCGCGGGGGGGCCCAGGGGCCAAGGACGCUUCUCUAACCUGCCUGUCGACGUCCCCUGCCCCGACCUGGCGCCGCCCACGCGGCACCCCAGCGCCCCACCUCCGGGCAACAUCUUCUUCCUGGAGACCUCAGAGCGGACCGCCCCCAGCUUCCUGUUCAUGUGCUCGGUGGAGUCGGCCGCCAGGGCGCACCCCGAGUCCCGGGUGGCGGUCCUGAUGAGGGGGCUGCCCGGCGGCAACGCCUCCCUGCCCCAGCACCUGGGCUUCUCGCUCCUGCGCUGCUUCCCCAACGUGCAGAUGCUGCCGCUGGACUUCGAGGAGCUGUUCCGGGACACGCCGCUGGUGGCCUGGUACGUGGCCGCACGGCGGCGGUGGGAGCCCUACCUGCUGCCCGUGCUGUCCGACGCCUGCAGGCUGGCGCUCCUGUGGAAGUUCGGGGGCAUCUACCUGGACACAGACUUCAUCGUCCUCAGGAGCCUGAGGAACCUGACCAACACGCUGGGCAUGCAGUCCCGCUACGUCCUCAACGGCGCCUUCCUGGCCUUCGAGCGCCGCCACGAGUUCCUGGCGCUGUGCAUGCGGGACUUCGUGGCCCACUACAACAGCUGGAUCUGGGGCCACCAAGGCCCGCAGCUGCUCACGCGCGUCUUCAAGAGGUGGUGCUCCAUCCGCAGCCUGGGCGAGAGCCGCGCCUGCCGGGGCGUCACGGCCCUGCCCUCCGAGGCCUUCUACCCCAUCCCCUGGCAGAGCUGGAGGAAGUACUUCGAGGACGUGGGCCCCGAGGAGCUGCCCCGGCUGCUCAGGGGCACCUACGCCGUGCACGUGUGGAACAAGAAGAGCCAGGGCACGCACCUCGAGGCCACGUCCGGGGCGCUGCUGGCCCAGCUCCACGCCCGCUACUGCCCCACGACGCACAAGGCCAUGAGGAUGUACCUGUGAGGGGCCUGCCCGCACCCAGCAUGAGGAUGGUGGGGAGGGGCGCCCGGCCACUCUUCCUGGG
This is a messenger RNA of Phyllostomus hastatus (greater spear-nosed bat), 1245 nucleotides long. RefSeq names its product alpha 1,4-galactosyltransferase (P blood group) (gene A4GALT). The transcript is spliced from 2 exons. Bases 36 to 1184 code for a protein of 382 amino acids. Gene Ontology annotation, molecular function: acetylglucosaminyltransferase activity. Lineage: Eukaryota; Metazoa; Chordata; Mammalia; Chiroptera; Phyllostomidae. The record is from RefSeq and is a predicted model, not a curated record. Gene Ontology annotation, biological process: protein O-linked glycosylation.